Messenger RNA from Penicillium brasilianum, 1011 nucleotides. The record is from the annotation of a GenBank genome assembly. Lineage: Eukaryota; Fungi; Ascomycota; Eurotiomycetes; Eurotiales; Aspergillaceae.
AUGAACCCUCUUCAAAUUGCCGUUGUUGGCCUUGGUCGCAUGGGAAAGCGACAUGUACACACCCUCUUGUAUCGUGUUCCACGAGCCAGAGUUGUGGCCGUAUGCAGCACGGAUCGCCAGGAGAUCAAAUGGGCUCAGGAGAAUGAAGAGUACCGAGAGUUUGACAUCGCCGUCUACAGUAACUUUGAUGAGAUGCUAGCUCAUCCCGGCUUGCAAGCUGUCUGGAUUUCCACCAGUACCGACGUUCAUGCGAGCCAGUCUUUGGCGGCCAUCGCCAAGGGAGUCCAUGUACUCUGUGAGAAGCCGCUGAGCACCGACCUUGCUGAGGCCCAAUCUGUCGUCGAUGCUGCUAAGCAGAACCCUUCGGUAAAGGUCAUGGCCGGUUUCUCUCGCCGCUUUGAUGCCUCAUAUCGAGACGCAAGCCAUAAGAUCUAUGACCAAGAAGCUAUCGGAUCCCCCUUCAUGAUCCGAUCAAACACUUGUGACUUGCGCGAUGAAUCCGGUUUCUUUGUCCGAUAUGCGGCUCGGAACGGCGGAAUCUUUGUCGACUGUGCCAUCCAUGAUAUUGAUCUUUCUCUGCGGUAUCUCGGUAACCCGGUUCCUAAGGCUUGCUGGGCUGCAGGUACACUCCAGCACCACCCAGAGCUUAAAGAGCUAUCCGAUGUGGACAAUGCAGCCCAUGGACACGAUGUCUGCACGGAGAUCACAGGUACCCAGGGCAAAGUGAUGGUGAAUGUGAUUCCCAAACAGAACAAAGUUGUUAUUGCAGACAAGCUUGGUAUGCGUCACGAGGUACAGCCGGAGUACUGGCAGCGAUUUGAGGAUGCAUUUGCCUUGGAAGCCAAUGAAUUUGUGCAGGCCAUUCUAAAGGAUACGGAUGUACCUGUGAAGCUUGAGACUGGAAUUUUGGUGAUGAAGAUUGCACAGGCCUCGCAGCAGGCACUUCUUACGGGGGAGGUUGUUCGAUUUAACGAGAGUGGCGAGCGGUUGAAUCAGGCGUCAACUCUAUAA